This is a messenger RNA of Condylura cristata (star-nosed mole), 4260 nucleotides long. It is a transcript of the gene SPTLC3, whose product is annotated as serine palmitoyltransferase, long chain base subunit 3. Gene Ontology annotation, biological process: ceramide biosynthetic process; sphingosine biosynthetic process. Lineage: Eukaryota; Metazoa; Chordata; Mammalia; Eulipotyphla; Talpidae. The record is from RefSeq and is a predicted model, not a curated record. The coding region runs from base 297 to 1952 and encodes 551 amino acids. The transcript has 12 exons. Gene Ontology annotation, molecular function: serine C-palmitoyltransferase activity; pyridoxal phosphate binding. Gene Ontology annotation, cellular component: serine palmitoyltransferase complex.
AAGAAGCCAGCGUGAGCAAUCUCCUUUAUAGAUUCAGAAGCAGAUUUGUUGUCAUGGAACCCACAAUCUGAGUUGAGGAAUGUCAGGGUAAUCAGUGUAAAGGUAACAGUUUGUUUUUAGUUUCAAAGAUCUGCCCAAAAGAUAGGCUGUGGCUCUUCUUCUGGAAAAGCCUGAUUGGGAGGAUUCCUUCGAGGGCUCAGCCCAAAGUGCUUUAUCCCACCCCCUUGCCAACUUCAAAACUAAAGCUUGCCAACAUCUUCUGGAAGAAAACUUGCUGGUUCCAUCAUUUCACACAAAUGGCUAAUCCUGGAGGUGGUGAUGUUUGCAAUGGGAGUCUUCAUAAUCACAAGAAACAAAGUGACAGCUCGAAAACUGGAAACUGCACAAAGAAUGGGAUAGUGAAAGAAGCCCAGCAAAAUGGGAAGCCACACUUUUAUAAGCCAAUCGUUGAAUCCUUUGAGGAAGCACCUCUUCACGUUAUGGUUUUCACUUAUAUGGGAUAUGGACUUGGAACCCUAUUUGGCUAUCUCAGAGACUUUUUGAGAAACUGGGGGAUAGAAAAAUGCCAUGCAGCCGUAGAGCGAGAAGAACAAAAAAAUUUUGUGCCGCUAUAUCAAAACUUUGAAAAUUUUUACACACGGAACCUUUACAUGAGAAUCAGAGACAACUGGAAUCGGCCCAUCUGCAGCUCCCCGGGGCCUCAGUUCGAUGUGAUGGAGAGGGUGUCAGAUGACUACAACUGGACAUUUAGAUUUACUGGAAGAAUCAUCAAAGAUGUCAUCAACAUGGGCUCUUAUAACUUCCUUGGCCUGGCAGCCAAGUACGAUGAAUCUAUGAAGACAGUAAAGGAUGUUUUAGAGGCAUAUGGACCAGGUGUGGCCAGCACCAGACAUGAAAUGGGCACCUUGGAUAAGCAUAUAGAAUUGGAGAACCUUGUGGCUAAGUUCCUCAAUGUAGAAGCAGCUAUGGUCUUUGGAAUGGGAUUUGCAACUAACUCAAUGAAUAUCCCUGCACUGGUUGGAAAGGGAUGCCUCAUAUUAAGUGAUGAGCUGAACCAUGCAUCUCUGGUGCUCGGGGCCCGACUUUCAGGAGCAACCAUAAGAAUCUUCAAACACAACAACAUGCAAAGCCUCGAGAAGCUCCUGAGAGAUGCUGUAGUCUAUGGCCAGCCUCGAAUUCGCAGAGCUUGGAAAAAGAUUCUCAUCCUGGUGGAAGGCAUCUACAGCAUGGAAGGUUCCAUUGUGCAUCUGCCUCAGAUUGUGGCUCUAAAGAAGAAAUACAAGGCUUACCUCUACAUAGAUGAAGCUCACAGUAUUGGCGCUGUGGGCCCCACGGGUCGAGGUGUUGUGGAAUUCUAUGGAAUGGACCCCCGUGAUAUUGAUGUAUUAAUGGGCACAUUCACCAAAAGCUUUGGAUCCUCAGGAGGUUACAUAGCUGGAAGAAAGGAACUUGUGGAUUAUUUACGGGCUCAUUCACAUAGCGCUACUUAUGCCACAUCCAUGAGCUCCCCAAUAGCAGAGCAUGUCAUCAAAUCAAUGAAAUUCAUCAUGGGACUGGAUGGGACCACACAAGGAUUGCAGAGAGUACGGCAACUUGCAAAAAACACAAGAUACUUUAGACAGAGACUAAGUGAAAUGGGAUUCAUUAUCUACGGCAAUGAGGAAUCACCCGUUGUCCCCCUGCUCCUUUACAUGCCUGCCAAAGUAGCGGCUUUUGCGAGGCAUCUAUUAGACAGAAAAAUUGGGGUGGUGGUUGUUGGAUUUCCGGCUACUCCUCUCGCAGAAGCUCGGGCUCGGUUUUGUGUUUCAGCAGCACAUACCCGGGAGAUGUUAGACACGGUCUUGGAAGCCUUGGAUGAAAUGGGUGAGCUCCUGCAACUGAAAUAUUCCCGGCACAAGAAGUCAGCACGACCUGAACUUUAUGAUGAGACAAACUUUGAACUUGAUGAUUAAGUCUCCUGGUCCUGAAAGGAACCUAAAAACUUGGCCAGAAGACCUCCCUUCUUUCCGCAAAAGGAAUAUAAAUGGAUUUCUCCCCCUUUCUAAGGACAAUUUUGGUUUGUGAACCAGCCGAAUUGAACUGAGGGAGAUAUUGUUGUGUUUUUAAAUAUCACCAGCUUGGGACUGGAAGGACAUAAAUAUGGCUCUAGAUUUUAAGUUUCUCCUCUCCAAGUAUCCUGUAAGAAAUACACACACACACACACACACACUUUUUAGACUUUUUAAUGGCAACGAGCCUGUGUUUUAACUGCUACUGUGCAGUCUCUUUGGUCCAGACCCUUUCAGUAGUUCCAACCAAGUGAGAGGGUUUUGAUUUCUAAUUCAUUGUUUACUUAUUUUAUCUACAGAUGUGUGCAAGGGUGGUGGGAUGUAGCUGAUCUUGUUCUAUCUAUGAAAGCGCCAGCUAGAACUCAUCUUUAUCAUGGCUGGUUGCAAGCAGGAGGGUGAAAAAAUGUUGCUUUUACCAUUUGCCACAUUUGGACUUUUUCCAAGGACAAGUGUCAAAGGCAGAGUUAAUGUUUCCAGGGAAAGAGCAGACCUGGCCAGCAGCGACUAGAGACAUCUUUGAAGGAAGUUUUUUUUUUCCUCUUGCAGGUCUCCUACAGUUUUACAGCUGAGCUAUUGAAGCUUGGAAAAUUUAAGACUUUGUUUCAUAAGGAAGGGGACAGAAAGCAAACACAAGCCAGUUUUAGGCCUAGACUGAAACUGUUAAAUUAUAACUUGAACAUUGAUGGUGCCAUAUAGAAUGAAUGUUUAACAUGCAUAGACUUUAUUCCUUACAGAAUGAAUUGUCAUGUUCCUAUUUAAUUUUGAGUAACUGGUGAUAUUCAAUUUCCUUUAGUGUUGACUCCCGAGACUACCCUUGAGGAAUGGAUUGGUUCAAAAAUGACAUUUUAUUCAACUUUUUCAAAACUGACACCUCCAUGGAAGCCUAUAAGACACAUACACUCCAAUUUGGUGCAAAGUGGGUUUGCACACUAUUGGGCAGCUAAUGUAAUUUGAGUUCUGUCUAUCAGUCUCUGUCAGUGUGAGCACACUGUCUGCAAAAGUAGUCCUUUGUUAAUUGGAUUUAGUUGGGAUGGAAAAAAGCCAAUGGAAAACCUUAUCUUUUACAAGUUCCCAGAUGGUGCCCAGAUUUGGAAAUGAAGGAGCAGUGGUGACCUUUUAGCAAAGCUUCUGUAAUAGUUUGAAUGAAUUAUAGAACAUUCCACGCCAUCAAAUAACACUAUAAACAAAUCACUUCAAGAGAGGCUUGACAUGGUGUGACACAGAUGGACCCAAGCUUUCAUGCUGUGCACUGAGAUCGAAACUCAACUCACAGCAGCAGUGUUGGGUGGAAAAACAUGCCCUAAUGUUCAAAGUUUAUUAAAGAAUAAAGGUGGAUCAAUGCGGAAGGUUUCCUAAUGGGGAAAUGGUAACUCCGCAGUAAGUGUAUCAGUUUAAAAAUCAAACACAAUGAUAGAAUUCCUCGGGAAAAAUUGUAAGGAGAACUAUUCAUGGAAGAAGAAAGGAAGUAUAUCCUGAAAAUUCAGUUACCCCAUCCAGUGAGUGAUUUUUCUAAUUAAAUCCCAAUUCUUAAUGAACUGGUAUGGCAUUUUUUGUGUGUGCAAAUAAAACAGAUGUUGUAUCAACGUGCAAAAGAAAGGAAGGGGCUUAGGUCUUUUUCUUAUAAGUGUGCAUGUAAGUGAAAUUGUUCCUAGUCAUUUGCCCAAAAUGCAUGAAUAUCUUCAGUUCUACAAAAGAAACAGGGUGCAAGGAGGGUAACAGAGUGUCUUGCAGUUCCUUAAGUUAUAGCAAGCAAUAAAUUUUCCCCUUCUAUGAUGUCUAUGAUCGUCACACAUACCUCUACACCUAUCCAUUGAGUUUUAAACCUUUUUAAGGGUGUCUUUGUGAGCAUCAAAUGCCUACAAUAUUAUUUUGUUUCAGUUUAACUCAUGAUAGAAAACUAAUUACUUUUCCACCCUGCAUGGAAGGCAGGAGGGCGAUUACUCCCUCUUCAUCAAGAUUCCAUAGACUUGGCACAAUUUCUUACAUUUUUGAGUAAAAGAUAAAAGAACUGUCUCUGUCAAUAUAUGCUGAAUAUACACUUGUGAAAACGUCAAUCCUAAUGAAAUGUUCCGUGAGCAUGUUAGGAAGAACCCACGUCCGUUUGGACUGGAAUAUCAGAGUGUAUGUCAGAUAAAAUGAGGCUGUUCAAGACAGUGAUUGUGAAUACUGAAAAUUUGUAAUAUUCAUAAGAAAAAGUUUACUGCUAGAUUAA